Messenger RNA from Dermatophagoides farinae (American house dust mite), 2720 nucleotides. NCBI's taxonomy places the organism in Eukaryota, Metazoa, Arthropoda, Arachnida, Sarcoptiformes, Pyroglyphidae. The record is from RefSeq and is a predicted model, not a curated record.
AAAUGAGAAAUCCAAUCCAAUCCAAUAUAUAUUAUCAUUCAUUUAUCGAUCGAUUCGUUAACACUGGUGGUUAGAUUUGAUUGAUUGGUUGAUUGAUUUUUUUUACUCUUCAAAGUUUUGAUUCAUUCAUUAAAAUCUAUUCAUUAUGAUUCGAAAAAUAUGGCCCUUGAAUUCGGGCCGUCAACAAGCAUAUAUAAUUAAUUAUUCAUUUGAUGAGAAUGAAAAUUUAUUCAUUACUAAUGAUGAUGAUUAUAAUGAUUUAUCCGGUGAUUUUAGUUCCAGUGGUUUUAUAAAAAUGGCCAAAACAACAACAACAACGAAUAAUCCACAAAUACGUGCAGCUGAUAAUGAUCAUGAACGUAUGAUACGAGUAUCGGAAGAGGUGGCUGAACAAAUAACCGGACGUUAUAGGCGAAUAUCGGCAACACAUGAUGUACUUGAUGAAGAUAUCCGUAAUGCUGUUGAACAACGGCAAAGACAUCGAAUGUUGGAAAAAUCUUCAAGUGCUAAUGCCAUUUUGAAUCCAUCAUCUGGUAAAAGUGGUACUGGUGGUGGCGGUGGUGGUGGUGUUGUCGGUAGUAGUGAUUGUCGAUCAUCAACAUCAUCAUCAUCAUUAUUGGCAUCUGGAUUAUCUAAACCGGCCGUAUUAAAAGCUGCUGCUGCAUCGGUCAUUCCACAUUCACAUUUACAUCAAUCAUAUCGUAUUCGUCAUUUAAAAGAAACAUUAACACGUUCACCACAUAAUUCACGACGUAAAUUAUUACAAGAUCUUGCAGCACAAUUAGCCAUGUCAAGUAGUGAACAACAUUCAACAACAUCGGAUUCAUCAACACUUUCAUCCGGUAUUGGAAAUUGGCCAAAUAAUGUUGAUGAUUAUGAAGUUGGUGAAAUUAUUGGUAUCGGUGCUACGGCUGUAGUGCAUGCAGCAUAUUGUAAAACAAGAAAAGAAAAAUGUGCCAUCAAAAAAAUUAAUCUAGAAAAAUGGAACACAUCGAUGGAUGAAUUGUUGAAAGAAAUUCAAGCAAUGUCUGCAUGUAAUCAUGAUAAUGUUGUUACAUAUUAUACAUCAUUUGUUGUUAAAGAAGAACUUUGGUUAGUUAUAAAAUUAUUGGGCGGUGGUUCAUUAUUGGAUAUUAUUAAACAUAAAAUCAAACAUGAUGAUUGUCGCCAUGGUGUAUUCGAUGAAGCUACUAUUGCAACAGUUUUACGUGAAGUGUUAAAAGGAUUGGAAUAUUUUCAUGCAAAUGGACAGAUUCAUCGUGAUAUUAAAGCUGGUAAUAUUCUAUUGGGUGAUGAUGGUUCCGUUCAAAUUGCUGAUUUCGGUGUCAGUUCAUGGCUAGCCACAGGUGGUGAUUUAUCCAGGCAAAAAUCUCGUCACACAUUUGUUGGUACACCAUGUUGGAUGGCACCUGAAGUAAUGGAACAAGUUACUGGAUAUGAUUUUAAAGCCGACAUAUGGAGUCUUGGUAUUACAGCCAUUGAAUUAGUGACCGGCACGGCUCCAUAUCAUAAAUAUCCACCAAUGAAAGUUUUAAUGUUAACAUUACAAAAUGAUCCACCAACAUUGGAAUCAGUGUCCGAAGAAAAAGAUCAAUAUAAAAACUUUGGCAAAUCAAUACGUAAAUUCAUACUGGAAUGUUUACAAAAAGAUCCAAACAAACGGCCUACAGCAACCGAAUUAUUGAAACAUCAAUUUUUUCGUAAAUCAAAGGAUCGAAAAUAUUUACAAAAUACAUUGUUAACAAUUGCUCCAACCAUUGAAGAACGUUCAAAAAAAGCUCGUACUAGUCGCCGUGCACAAGGUGCAAGUGGACGUCUUCAUCGUACAGAAGCUGGUGAUUGGGUUUGGUCAUCAUCGGAUGAAGAGGAUAAUAAUAAUCAACAAGAACAAAAUCAAAAUAAAAAACCGAAUCCAGAUAAUAAUAAUAGUAAUGAAUCAUCACCAACCGUCACUAAUAUUUCUAAUGUGAAUAAUAAUGCAACCACAACCAUCACUAAUGAUUCGACAUUAAUGCCUACAAUGCCUAAAGAAAUCCCUAAUGAAUCAUCGGUGAUGGUACAAGUUCAAGGAGAUUCGGUUCCAACAGCAACAACAACAACAACAGCUGCAUCUGUAUCGGAGCAAUUAGUGAGUCAGAAUCAACCGCCGUUGCCAUCUACUACAACGACCGUUGAGGCAGAUAAUUUUCAACAACAGCAGCUGCAGCAACAGCAACCAUUGAAUGAUGAUGUUCCGAUCAAUCUUGUAUUGCGUAUCCGUAAUUCUAAACGUGAAUUGAAUGAUAUCCGUUUUGAUUUCACUGUUGAUAAAGAUACUUCAAAUGGUAUUGCACAGGAACUGGUAUCGGCCGGUCUUGUUGAUACAAAAGAUUUUGAACCAGUGGCACAGAAUCUACAGAAAUUAAUACUGGAUCGUGCAAAAAUGAAGAAUAUUGUCUUUCCAUUGAAUUCUUGUGACAAAAGUGAACCAUUGGAUGAAAAAACAUUGACCGGUUUUGCACAGAUAUCGAUAUCAUAGAUCACAAGCAGUCAAUCAAUCAAUCAAUCAAUUGAUUGAUUUUUUUUUUCGAUUUAAACGUUGGAAAUUUUCUUCAUUUCAAAAAAAUCAAUUAUUUAUUCUACACACAGGAAAAUGAGUCAUGAAAUAGCUUGACUCAUUUUCCUGUGUAAUAUAUAUAUUAUUAUUACAUUGAUUGAUAUUGCAUGACUUUUGAUUUUAA